Schizosaccharomyces japonicus yFS275 is the source of this 486-nucleotide messenger RNA. RefSeq names its product ribosome biogenesis protein Rrs1. NCBI's taxonomy places the organism in Eukaryota, Fungi, Ascomycota, Schizosaccharomycetes, Schizosaccharomycetales, Schizosaccharomycetaceae. The transcript has a single exon. The record is from RefSeq and is a predicted model, not a curated record. Gene Ontology annotation, cellular component: nucleolus; preribosome, large subunit precursor; nucleoplasm. The coding region runs from base 1 to 486 and encodes 161 amino acids. Gene Ontology annotation, biological process: endonucleolytic cleavage in ITS1 to separate SSU-rRNA from 5.8S rRNA and LSU-rRNA from tricistronic rRNA transcript (SSU-rRNA, 5.8S rRNA, LSU-rRNA); ribosomal large subunit export from nucleus; ribosome biogenesis.
AUGUCUGUUCACGUUGAAAAAGAGCUUCCUCUUGAGCUUGAUCUCGGUAAUAUGUGCGCCUUUGACAUUGCUCCCGUGUCAAAGGGUAUCAAGGAAGAACAACUGCGGGCUCUCGCUAGAGAUAACGCCCAGGUUCUGAUUAAUCAGAUGUUUUCUCUUCCUACUGAGAGUACAAAGGACGGUUUGUUGCUCCUGUUGCCGGAUGGUACUACUCCUUUACCUCGUGCUAAACCAUUGCCCAAGCCCAAACCCGAGACGAGAUGGCAGAAGUUUGCCCGUAUUAAGGGAAUCGCUCCAAAGAAGCGUGAAGGCAAGCUCGUUUAUGAUGAGGCUUCUGGCGAAUGGGUUCCCCGCUGGGGUUAUGGCGGUAAGAACAAGGCUCUCGACAAUCAAUGGCUUGUAGAAGAGGGCGAAAAGGAGGCUCACGAGAAGAUACAAAAGCUGAAAAAGCAAGGCAAAAAGAUUAAGCGCUCUAGAAGACAUUAA